Hippoglossus stenolepis (Pacific halibut) is the source of this 1587-nucleotide messenger RNA. It is a transcript of the gene snf8, whose product is annotated as SNF8 subunit of ESCRT-II. Lineage: Eukaryota; Metazoa; Chordata; Actinopteri; Pleuronectiformes; Pleuronectidae. Gene Ontology annotation, biological process: protein transport to vacuole involved in ubiquitin-dependent protein catabolic process via the multivesicular body sorting pathway. The record is from RefSeq and is a predicted model, not a curated record. Bases 181 to 957 code for a protein of 258 amino acids. The transcript is spliced from 8 exons. Gene Ontology annotation, cellular component: ESCRT II complex.
UGAUCAGGAGGAAGUAGUUUACUUCCUGCCAUUUGAAAAGGGAAUGCUAGUAUCUGUUAGCCACAGUUAGCUUAGCUAAAACGUAAACUAACGUAACAAUACGUUAUUGUCAUUGUCCCGCGACAAACACUCCGGUAGUUUAGAUUUAACUGUUAUAGUUCAAAUCGAGCUGGUGUGGAAAUGCGUCGCAGAGGAGUCGGAGCCGGAGCUGUGGCUAAGAAGAAGCUAGCGGAGGCCAAAUACAAAGAAAGAGGAAACGUUCUGGCAGAAGAUCAGAUCGUUCAGAUGUCCAAACAGCUGGAGACGUUCAAAUCCAACCUGGAGGAGUUCGCCAGCAAACACAAGCAGGAAAUUCGAAAGAGCUCCCAGUUCAGGGUUCAGUUUCAGGAAAUGUGUGCGACCAUCGGAGUUGACCCUCUGGCCUCUGGGAAAGGUUUUUGGUCGGAGAUGCUCGGCGUCGGUGACUUCUACUACGAGCUCGGUGUUCAGAUUAUUGAAGUGUGCCUGGCGCUGAAACACAGAAAUGGAGGGCUCAUUACUUUGAAUGAACUCCAUCAGAGAGUACUGAAGGGAAGAGGUAAAUACGCUCAGGAUGUGAGCCAAGACGACUUGAUGAGAGCGAUAAAGAAACUGAAGGUGAUGGGGAAUGGUUUUGGGAUGAUUCCUGUCGGUGGGUCCUACUUGGUGCAGUCAGUUCCAGCAGAGCUCAACAUGGAUCAUACUGUGGUUCUGCAGCUCGCCGAGAAAAAGGGAUUCGUCACAGUGAGUGAGAUCAAGGAAGGUCUCAAAUGGGAGAAGGAGCGAGCUUGUCACGUUCUGGAUCACCUGCUGAAAGAAGGUUUGGCCUGGGUGGACUCUCAGGCAGCCGGGGAGUCGCAGUACUGGUUUCCUGCUCUCUUCUCCGAGCUCACAUCCCGGGACGUCACACCAGAGGAGGCCAAUCAGAUGACACCUUAAGAAUAAUAAAGAAAGAGCUGGGCUGGACCCCCGACUUCGAGCUGGUGACAGUUUCAGACACGUUGGAAAACACAAGGUGGUGUGAAGAGUCAUGUGACGGACUUGGCUGGUUCCCUGGAGCUGGCAGCGAACUCCCUCCGAGAGGAGUCUCUGGACACGAGGAGGGAAAACUCUCCUCCUCAGGUUCCCCCCCUCCUCCUCAACAAGUGCACUGAGGUUAUUCCUGAGUCACUGAAAUCAGCUUGAGUUCUGUUCCACUGCAUUUGAAAUCCAGUGUAACGUCUCCUCUUGGUUUUUAACUGUGUUUAACUGUUGAAUUUUGCACAUAGAAACUUUUACUUUGACAGAAAACACAACAUCAGCUUUAUUGCACAAGUUUAACCAAAUUUUUAUUUUAUCAACUGGACCAUUUUACAUGUGCUCAUGGUCGUUGGCACAAACUCCCCGGUUCGAUUGUAACGACAACAUCAACAAUUCAUCCUGUCAAGCUUAUUAAAAAACAAAAUAAAGAUUAAAACAAACAUUUGAAUCAAUAGAACUAAUCACAGAAAGGAAUUCUGAGAUACUAAGUGCAAAGCUUCACUGGAAAUGAAUAAUUGUGAUAAAUAUAUUUCAUCUUCUUUAAGAUCA